This is a messenger RNA of Dentiscutata heterogama, 335 nucleotides long. The record is from the annotation of a GenBank genome assembly. NCBI's taxonomy places the organism in Eukaryota, Fungi, Glomeromycota, Glomeromycetes, Diversisporales, Gigasporaceae.
AGUUUUUUAAAAAACCUUUUAAAUCUUUCCGGCAUGCUGAUGACCCAGAUUGGAUCGGAUAUGGUGAUACAUCCAUGUCUCCUUAUGAUACUGCUUGGGUCGCAAUGAUCCCUAGUAAAAUUUAUAAAGAAUCAAAAAUUUCAAAAGAUUUCAGCUUAGCAUUCCCUCAAUGUUUCUUAUGGCUUUUAAAUAACCAAGAUAUACAUGGUAGUUGGGCUGGUAGUGGUGCUGGUGGCAUUGUACCAGGACUUGCUGGUCUUCUUUCUCUAGGUCUUUUCCGAUCACAUUCCGGUGAAUUUUUUGUAACUAAAUUGAAUGAUUUGGGAAUAACUAUU